Messenger RNA from Rubroshorea leprosula, 2844 nucleotides. The record is from the annotation of a GenBank genome assembly. Lineage: Eukaryota; Viridiplantae; Streptophyta; Magnoliopsida; Malvales; Dipterocarpaceae.
UAACUACUAUAUUCUAAAAGAAAAAGGUAAAUCAAAAAAAUAUUCGUUAUUAUGUCAAAUGUUAAUGUUAUGUAAUCUUUAUGAAAUCCAGAGUAUCGGAUUGGGGUCCUAAACCCUUUAGGGUGCUUGAUGCUUGGCAACAACAUCCGGAGUUUAAGAGGGUGGUGGAGGAACAGUGGAAUGCAAUGGCAGUGGAUGGGUUUGCAGGCUAUAGAUGUAAACAAAAAUUGAAGAUGUUGAAAGAAUUCUUGCGAGAAUGGAACAAAGAGGUGUUUGGGGAUAUCGAGGCUCAAUUUGAAAGGGCAGCUGCCAAAGUUGCACAUGUAGACAUGAAGAAUGAAGAGUUUACAUUGGAUGAAGAAGAGGUACAUGACAGACAGAAGGGCUUUCAGGAGAUAUGGGAUAGUUUGAGGAAGAGGGAAGAUUUAUGGAGGCAGAAGUCAAGAAGUAACUGGGUAAAAUUGGGGGAUGCAAACACCAAAUUUUUCCAUAAAAUUGCAAAUGGACGGAAGGCUUGUAAUGGCAUUGUAGGGCUUUCAUGUGAUGGACAGUGGGUGGAGGAGCCAGAGCUAGUAAAGAAGGCGGCUGUUGAUUAUUUUCAAAAGUUGUUUUGUGGAGAAUCAUGGAACCGUCCAAAACCAUCUGGCAUUAUUUUCAAGCAGCUUUCGGAGGAGAUGAAGGUAUGGCUCGAAAGACCAUUUUCGGUAGAAGAGAUUGAAGAUGGAUUGAAGAGCUGUGAGGGGAAUAAAGCACCAGGACCGGAUGGAUACAACUUUAAUUUUAUCAAAUUUGCCUGGAACAGCUUGAAGGAGGAUUUUGUGAGUUUUUUUGGGGAGUUUUAUCAACAUGGCAGGCUUAAGGAGGUAAUGUCACGGAUUAUUAGUGAUACUCAAUCUGCUUUUGUUGGGGGGCGUCAAUUAGUUGAUGGGGUGCUAGUCUUGAAUGAAGUUGUUGAGGAGGUCAAGAGACGAAAGCACCAAGCUUUUAUUUUUAAGGCUGAUUUUGAGAAGGCCUAUGAUUGUGUCGAUUGGUCUUUUCUGGAUUGGAUGAUGAACAGGUUUGGGUUUGGAGUGCGAUGGAGAGGAUGGAUAAAGGAGUGUCUUUCAACAGCCAGAAUCUCAGUGUUAGUGAAUGGAAGCCCAACCGAGGAGUUUACGAUGGGAAAAGGGUUAAGGCAAGGGGAUCCUUUAUCCCCUUUUUUGUUUUUGAUGGUUGCUGAGGGGUUACAUGGUCUAAUAAAAAAAGCUGAGACAGAGGGCUUACUACAUGGAAUCGAUGUGGGUAGCAAGGGAUUGAAUAUUUCUUUGCUCCAAUUUGCGGAUGAUACGGUGAUCUUGGGAAAAGCAAAUGGAGAGAAUAUUUUUACUGUGAAAACCAUUUUAAGAUGGUUUGAAUUGAUGUCUGGACUGCGAAUCAACUUUUGUAAGAGUAGUAUUGUCGGAUUUAAUGUGGCACAAAGAUGGUUAAAUGGAGCAGCAACUGUUUUGAGAUGUGGUGUUGGGAAACUACCUUUUGUGUAUUUGGGAAUGCCUGUGGGUGGAAACCCUGGGACUAAGAAGUCGUGGGACCCAGUGUUGAAUAAAUUUCGAACCAAGCUUGCCAUCUGGAAAUCUGCUUUGCUGUCCUUUGGUGGCCGCAUUACUCUGCUUAAUUCGAGGGAUUUUCUGUGGGGAGGGGCUGAAUUAAAGAGGAAGAUUCCUUGGGUUAGUUGGGAGAUGGUGUGUCGUAGUAAGGAGAAGGGUGGGCUAGGAGUCACGGAUUUGAGGAGGAGGAAUUGGGCACUUUUAGGGAAGUGGUGGUUUAGGCUGGGUGAUGGUGGUGAGAGCCUAUGGAAACAGGUCGUCUGGGAUAAAUAUUAUGGGGGUCGGAGGGAGGCGGACAUCAGGGCAGUGGAUAGUGUGAGGGUGUCUAGGAUUUGGAGGGAUGUUAUUAGUGUCGGGGGAAAAUCUAUCCAAGUACAAGACAUGUUAGGGAAGGGGUUUAGGUGGAUGGUUGGAGAUGGAAGGCGUGUAGGUUUUUGGCAUGAGAUUUGGGUGGGGGAUAAAUCUUUAAGGGAUUUAUGUCCUAGGUUAUUUGAGCUAGCUCUGAAAAAGGACGGUAUGGUUUGUGAGAUGGGGGUGUGGGAAAGGGGCGUAUGGAGAUGGAAUAUUGACUGGAGAAGAGGGAGGCUGGGUCGAGAGAGGGGUGAGGAGGUGGUGUUGUGGGAGGUGCUAAGCAGAGUACAAAUCAUGGAAGAUUGCGAAGAUUGCUGGAAAUGGAUGCAUGAUGCAGAAGGAAGAUACGUAGUGAAGAAGGCUUAUGAGUUUCUGUCACCAAUGGAGUCCAUUCUUCCGGAUCAAAUUUUGAUUUCUUGGUGGGGUAUGCAGGUUGUGAUGCCUAAUACAGUGGGAGGGGUGAUGGAGUUUUUCUUGUACGAGUUGGGAGGUCUGGUAGGGAGGGAGCUAGGGGCUUGUCUUUUCCUAGUUGGGUCUUGGUAUAUUUGGUAUUGGAGGAACAUUAGAGUUUUCCAGAACAAAGGGGAGUGUAGGGAUGGUUUGCUCCAUAUGAUUCAGUCCAAAACAUUUUUGUGGAUCAAAAAUAAGGUGGCUGGAAGUGUUUUCUCGUUAUAUGAUUGGCAAUUUCAUCCACUGGAAUGUGCUGCUGCCAUAAGGAAGAAUAGAAGCCUGCUGAGGGAGUUCCGUAAGCAUAAGAAUGGAGAGCAUGCUGAGUAGGGUGUUGGGUUUUUGUUUGGUUUUUUAGUUUAACUGUUUCUUGCGAAUUGGUAUCUUGGUUAGACUAGUUUACUAUAUUGUAUUUGGGUUGGAGUACCCCUUGUACUCUAUCUAAUCAAAUCUCAUUUAUUUU